This is a messenger RNA of Vicia villosa (hairy vetch), 726 nucleotides long. RefSeq lists its product as uncharacterized. The record is from RefSeq and is a predicted model, not a curated record. The coding region runs from base 168 to 659 and encodes 163 amino acids. The transcript is spliced from 2 exons. NCBI's taxonomy places the organism in Eukaryota, Viridiplantae, Streptophyta, Magnoliopsida, Fabales, Fabaceae.
UUCUUUUUCCUUAUUCUGAACCUUAACGUUUCUUUCACUUCAUCCUAGUUCUUCUUCUCUCCAAAAAAAACCUACACACUUUUUUUUUCCUCAUUCAUAAUUCUUAAUCAUCAUCGUUUAUCAUAUUCAAAUCCAAAUCCAAAUCUUAUGUUGAGAAAUUAAUUAACAUGUUUAACGAGCUCUCUGUGGAGAGCUAUCGAAUUCCAUGGCUGAUUUGGAUUCAACUGAUUGUUCUCUUUCUCCUCUUUACACUUUUCUAUUGUUUCACAAUCUCUGACGAUGACGACGCCUCCGUCGUGCCGGAAACUUCCUCCGUCGCGGCUAAAAGCUUCCGUUACGAGGAGAUUCAACGGAUUGAGAAACGACUGUUAACAGCCAAUAAUGACUCAAAUACCCCUGUUUCAACUAACGGUCAACACCUCGAUAUUACGCUGAAGCAGGGUGGGCAGAACCUAAGUAUUAAAGACGAGAUAGAAACAUGUUCAAGCAUUACAAGCGAAGAGCUUUUGGAGGAGGAAGAGUCUUCAACAUUGAGUUCCCACCACCCUUGCAAUUUUUUUCAAGUAGCCACAUUUGUAUUUCUCAAAUGUUUUGGUCUCGAUGAUUCCACGUCUGGUUCUUCGUCAAAACAAAAACAUAGAAAAAGAAAAGAAAGUUGACUAUAUAUGUGAAAUCUAUGUUAUUGUAAUUAUCAUUCGUUAAAUAAAAUGUUCAUUCAUUAAUUAA